Molecule: messenger RNA, 2977 nt
Organism: Gracilinanus agilis (Agile Gracile Mouse Opossum)
Lineage: Eukaryota; Metazoa; Chordata; Mammalia; Didelphimorphia; Didelphidae
Gene: USP46
Product: ubiquitin specific peptidase 46
Exons: 9
Coding region: 1-1152 (383 amino acids)
Biological process (GO): protein deubiquitination
Cellular component (GO): cytosol; nucleus
Molecular function (GO): cysteine-type endopeptidase activity; cysteine-type deubiquitinase activity
Source: RefSeq, a predicted model, not a curated record
AUGGUUAAUGUGAUGAUUGCCCACAAUUCCAGAGUAUUAAUGAUGAAACAUGCUGCCAAUCCCCUGACAGAGAGGCAAAAGACUCAGGGCACCAAUGCCUCUGCUCUGGAAAAAGACAUUGGUCCAGAGCAGUUUCCAAUCAAUGAACACUACUUCGGAUUGGUCAAUUUUGGGAACACAUGCUACUGUAACUCCGUGCUGCAGGCAUUGUAUUUCUGUCGGCCGUUUCGAGAAAAUGUAUUGGCGUAUAAGGCCCAGCAAAAAAAGAAGGAAAAUCUGUUGACUUGCCUAGCAGACCUUUUUCACAGCAUUGCUACUCAGAAGAAAAAAGUUGGCGUUAUUCCACCAAAGAAGUUCAUUUCAAGGUUAAGAAAGGAGAAUGAUCUCUUUGACAACUACAUGCAGCAGGAUGCCCAUGAAUUUUUAAAUUAUUUGCUAAACACUAUUGCAGACAUCCUGCAGGAGGAAAAAAAGCAGGAAAAACAAAAUGGGAAGUUAAAAAAUGGCAACAUGAAUGAACCUGUGGAAAACAACAAACCAGAACUCACCUGGGUACAUGAAAUCUUUCAGGGAACGCUGACCAAUGAAACUCGUUGCUUGAACUGUGAAACUGUUAGUAGCAAAGAUGAAGAUUUUCUUGACCUUUCUGUUGAUGUGGAACAGAAUACAUCAAUCACACACUGUCUAAGAGACUUCAGUAACACUGAGACCCUGUGUAGUGAACAGAAAUACUACUGUGAAACUUGCUGCAGUAAACAGGAGGCCCAGAAAAGGAUGAGAGUAAAAAAGCUUCCAAUGAUCCUGGCAUUACACCUUAAGAGGUUCAAAUAUAUGGAACAACUCCACAGAUAUACGAAGCUCUCCUACCGUGUGGUGUUCCCGUUGGAGCUACGUCUGUUCAACACAUCCAGUGAUGCAGUGAACUUGGACCGCAUGUACGACUUGGUGGCUGUAGUAGUACACUGUGGCAGUGGACCUAAUCGUGGGCAUUAUAUUACCAUUGUGAAGAGUCAUGGGUUCUGGCUCCUAUUUGAUGAUGACAUUGUAGAGAAAAUAGAUGCUCAAGCUAUUGAAGAGUUCUAUGGCCUGACAUCCGAUAUAUCAAAAAAUUCAGAGUCUGGAUAUAUUUUAUUCUAUCAAUCAAGAGAAUGACUUGAAGAAUUACAGAACUGCUUUUAAGUGGGACAGUGGAAUAGAGCCCACUCUGAUCUGGCUUCUCCGCAGAUUGAUCACCUUCCUUCUUAAUGGCCCACCAGUGACGUACCCUGAGCCUAAAUAGUCUAACUGUGUUAGGCUGUUGCCCCCUUUCCCUUCACCCCUCCCAUUUUGAUAUGCAGCACUUUUGGUUUUAUUUCCGUCAGAGAUAGAAUUAAAUGUUAUCCAAUUGUAGUAAGAUUUACAUGAAUAACAUUUACAGAUUUUUAGGAUUGAGUCAACACUAUGCCAUCUGCUGCCUCCCAGUGAACUAGAGUAAUGUUUUCUACAAAAGGCCAUCUUCUCUUUUGGGGCUUUUUACUGAACUUUGUAAAUGGCUUCAGGGGUCAAUUUUGACGCAUUCCUCUUAAUUGUGUAACUCAGAGGCUCUACCGCUCUCCAUUUUUAGCUCAUAAGCCAAGUUUUCUAUAGAGUAGGCUUAAAGAAUUGGUUAGAUUUCAUGCCCUCCAGGGCUGAAACUCUAGCUUUAAGUUGAAAAACUUGUAGAAGUGAGUAACCUCAAUACUAAAAAUAGCCUCAAAGUAGGGGAAUGGGGUAUAGAGCUUAUUAUAGUGACAUUAGUGUUAGCCCUUUUGGCAUUGGAACCAGCCAUUGAAGUUCAAGGGCCCAACAAGGUAUGGUAUUAAAGGUAGGUGAAAGGAAGAAGAAGAAGAAACAGAAGAGAAGUUCUGGAUGAUGGGAAGGUCCUUAUCUUAAAGAUAAACUUAAUGAAGUUUCAGUACCACAAAAAUUUCCUCUUAUCAGACCCUUGGGGAAUAUCUCACCCUACUAAUCUUUUCAGGGUAAUUUUUCAAUUGAUUCUGCGAUACUUUCUACAGUAGUGGGGGUAAAACAAGCAAGUAAACACCUGGCCCCACUCCCCCAAAUCAUUUAGUACCGGCAUAACCUGUAUGUCAUGGGACUAAACAGGGAAUCACGUUUUUAUAGUUAUCCAGUCCUAUUAUGUGACUGUUAGUAAUUUUUAUUUUUCAGUUAGUUUACAGAGGCCCUGGCAAAUGUCAGGGUUAAUAAAGAACUGUUCCCUAGGGGGAAUACUGGAAAUAACUAAGUAGGAAGGAGGCAAAGUCCAAGGAAGUGUAAGUAGGGCAAGCAGAAGGAGGAAAAUCAAACUGAGUGGUGGACAUUUUCUUGGGUUCAAUCAGCCCCUAGGCUGUUUGAUGAGACAGAUUUCUAAGAAAGAACCUCAUCUCACACAUAUUUACUUUUACUUGUUUUCAUUGUUUUAUUCUGUAUAUUUAUUAGAACAUUGACAAUUCAGUACUUUUCAUUAAAAGGGUCGACUGUCUUUCUGUCAUUAGCUGGUUUUGUCUUUUCCUUCUCUCUCCAUCCUUUCCCUUCCCCACCUCCCCCAACACUCUUAGCAAAGAUUGUUUGAAAUUCUCGUUUUGGAUUUCUGCAUCUGUUUGGGAAGUCAAUUAACUUCUCUAUGUUAUAGUCUACUGUGAAUGUGAUAUUAUUUUGUACCUUAUGAUCCAUGAACUUGUAAACCUUUGGUAUGAUGUGGUUUGAAAUGGAAUUGGAAAGGUGAGCAGCCGUUUUGUAUCAUAAGGCGUAUAGCACUUUAACGAGAGAGAAACUGGAUUUCUUAUCUUUGAAAUACCUUGAACUGUUUAUUGCUCAGAACAUGACUCGGUAGUCCCACAUGCUUCAUUUUGUCAUGGAGAUGGCAAAAUGUUCCACCUUCCAUCAGAAGACAAAAACAGGGUGAUUUCCCCCUUCCCCCUCCCCCCCCCUUGGUGAGUAAAAUAAAGUUGCCUUACCU